This is a messenger RNA of Lathyrus oleraceus (garden pea), 1817 nucleotides long. RefSeq lists its product as uncharacterized. Lineage: Eukaryota; Viridiplantae; Streptophyta; Magnoliopsida; Fabales; Fabaceae. Gene Ontology annotation, biological process: steroid biosynthetic process. The record is from RefSeq and is a predicted model, not a curated record. Bases 233 to 1672 code for a protein of 479 amino acids. Gene Ontology annotation, molecular function: oxidoreductase activity, acting on the CH-OH group of donors, NAD or NADP as acceptor. The transcript has 5 exons.
UCAAAGUAUUAUCGAUAACAUUUAGUAUAGAACACUACCGAUAGUUAAAAAGAAUAUUUAUGGUAUUUGUUGAUAAGAGUUGAAAAAUGUUAAAUGGAUUCUUAAUACGAGUGCAAAGACCUUAAAUGGACUACGCGGGAUGCUAUAUGCAGUGAAAUUGAGGAGACAUGGAAAUCUGUGUGUGAAAUUGAAGAGAUAGCUUGAUCAGUGAAUAAGAAUAAGAAGAAGAAGAAUGCACUUGAGCGAGAAUGAAGGAAUUGAGGGGAAGACCUUCGUGGUCACAGGUGGACUCGGAUUCGUAGGAUCUGCUCUGUGCUUGGAACUCAUACGAAGAGGUGCUAAGCAGGUGCGAUCCUUUGACCUCCGUGAAUCUUCUCCUUGGUCGCAUAUUCUCAAACACAAGGGAGUCAACUGCAUACAAGGGGAUGUUUCCCGCAAAGAGGAUGUUGAAAGGGCACUCCGUGGUGCCGAAUGUGUAUUCCACCUUGCAGCCUUUGGUAUGUCCGGAAAAGAGAUGCUGCAAUUCGGCAGAGUUGAUGAAAUCAAUAUAAAUGGGACAUGCCAUGUUAUUGACGCAUGCCUUGACCUUGGUAUCAAAAGGCUUGUCUAUUGUAGCACAUACAAUGUUGUCUUUGGUGGUCAGAAGAUCAUCAACGGAAAUGAAAGCUUGCCUUAUAUUCCAAUUGAUAGUCAUGUUGAUCCAUAUGGCCGCAGUAAGUCAAUUGCUGAGCAGUUGGUUCUAAAGAAUAAUGCCCGCCCUCUCAAGAACGAUGCUGGAAAUUGUCUUUACACUUGUGCUAUUCGUCCCGCUGCAAUCUAUGGACCGGGGGAAGACAGGCACCUUCCGAGGAUCAUAACCAUGGCAAGGUUGGGUCUGAUUCUGUUCAGAAUUGGAGACGAAACUGUCAAGUCAGAUUGGGUUUUUGUGGAUAAUCUUGUCCUUGCUCUUAUACUAGCAAGUAUGGGACUUUUGGAUGACAAUAAUGAAAAGGGAAAACGACCUAUAGCUGCUGGCCAGGCAUACUUUAUUUGUGAUGGUUCACCUGUCAAUUCUUUUGAAUUCCUCCAACCUCUACUCAAGAGUCUGGAUUAUGAACUACCAAAACCAUCUUUAUCUGUCGAACAUGCUCUUGUUCUUGGGAGGAUUUGCCAAGGUGUUUAUACGAUCUUAUAUCCAUGGCUUAAUCAACGGUGGCUCCCUCAACCAUUCAUCCUUCCAAGUGAAGUACACAAGGUGGGAGUGACACACUAUUUCUCUUAUCUUAAAGCCAGAGGGGAGAUUGGCUAUGUUCCCAUGGUGAUUCCGCGAGAGGGGAUGGAUUCUACCAUAACUUACUGGAAACAGAGGAAAAGGCAAAUUCUGGAUGGGCCUACCAUUUAUGCGUGGCUGUUUUGUGUCAUUGGAAUGACCUCACUCUUCGGUGGGGCUUUUCUACCAGACACAAUAUGGAUUGUAUCUCUUCUGAGAGGUAUAUGUCUAUUUGUGUUUGGGUCAAUUUGGAUGACAAGACUGGUAUUUUUGCUGGCCACAGCUGCACAUGUGAUUGAGGGCAGUUAUGCUUGGUACCUGGCUAAAAAGGUGGAUCCUGCAAAUGCAACAGGCUGGUUUUGGCAAACAUUUGCACUGGGAUACUUUUCAUUGCGUUUUCUAUUGAAAAGAGCAAGGGAAUAAGUCCUCUUGUACCAUAGUUAAUGUUAACAAUUGAAUUCUCUUUCCCAUUAAGAAAUGAAUUAUCAGUGGUUGUACUUUGUAAUAACAAAUAAAAUAAAAUAACUUAUCCAAAGCAGAUAUAAACAAGCUACAUUUUUUUCUUAAA